AUGUUAGCGGUUUUCUUAUUUGUCCUGGUUUCUUCUGUACAUUCCUAUAAUUAUUUAGUUAUUUCUCCUGUUUAUGGAUACAGUCAUAUGAAAUUUAUGGCCGCUUUGGCUAAUACUUUAGCUGAUGAAGGGCAUAGUGUCACAUUUUUUCAACCAUUUGUGGUAGAAAAAUAUAUGGAUAAUAAAUUGAUAAAAAAUUCAAAUGUUGAAAUUAUAAAUUAUUAUCAUGAUGAAGAAGGUCGAAAAAAUAUGCCAGAUGAUGGAAGUUUGGGAGACACUUGGACUUCUUCAAAAUAUCAAUCUGAUUUUCUGAUGUCGUUUGUUGUCAAACUUAUUUUAGCUCCAGAUUUUGAACAUAUGUGUAGAAGUAAGUUUUUUAUUAGAGCGAAUUAUUUUAUUUCUAUACGUAUUUGUAGAAAUAUUCCAAGACGAAGAACUGCACAAAACUCUUCAAAGUAAAAAUUUCGAUGUUGUUUUUUCGGAAACUUUUGAUUUCUGCGGUCUUUGUAAGUUUAUUCACUAGCGACUAAAAUUUUCUCAUAUUACAAAUUCAGAUCUCGCUGACUUUAUUGGAUCUCGAUCUAUUGUAUCUUUGUUCAGCGGAAAUCGAAUGAUCUCAAUUCAAAAUGCACUUGGCCAACCUUCAUUUAUCCAUUAUGUUCCAGCUCCAAGUUCUGGGAAAUGGGGUGAAGAAAUGACGAUUCUCGAGAGAAUCAAUGAUUUCUGGCAUAAACUAUUUUUCACACGAGCUUUUGCUGGUUUAUUUGAUGCGCAAUAUCAAGUUGUUUCAAAAGUUACUAAUGGAAAAGUUCGACAUUGGACGGUUUGUGAACAAUUAUUUGUAGAUCAAAAAGAUGGAAAACAGAUUUUCAGGAAAUUUUGAAUGAUGUGACUUAUCAUUUCGCAAAUGCUAAUCCUUAUCUUGAUUUUGCAUCUCCAACAAUUUCCAAAGUUGUCGAGAUUGGUGGAUUUACCAUGGAACCGAAAAAAGUUCCUAAAGUUAGUGAGGAAUUGGAUAAGAUUUUAGAAACGCGACCGAAAACUGUUUAUAUUUCAUUUGGAACAAUGGUUAGAUCAAUUGACAUGCCUGAAGAGAACAAGUGAGUUUAUCCAUAUUCAGAGAAACUUUGAAAUAUUGUUUUUAUUUCAGGGAAUCAUUAAUCAAGCUUUUCAAAAUGAAUCCAAAUAUCACUUUUCUUUGGAAAUAUGAAAGUGAUGAUAUAAAAUCGCGUUUACCAGAAAAUGUUCUUAUAUCAAAUUGGUUUCCUCAAACCGAACUCUUGGGUGAUAAACGUGUCAAAUUAUUCAUAACACACGGAGGAUUGGGAAGUACAAUGGAAUUGGCAUACGCUGCAAAAACUGCAAUUGUUAUCCCAUUGUUUGCUGAUCAACCAGGAAACGCGCAAAUGUUACAAAAUCAUGGAACUGCUGAAUAUUUUUCGAAAUUUGAUGUUUCAAAUACUCAAAAACUUCACAAAGUGUUGAAUUCAAUGUUGAAUGAUUCAAGCUAUCAAGAAAGAGCUAAUAGGCUUGCAGAAACUUUGCACUAUCAGCCAAUAAAACCAAAAGAGUUGGUGAUAAGAUAUGCUGAGAAUGCAGCGAGGUUUGGAAAAUUGCCAAAAUUAACACCACAUGCGAAAAAUAUGGGUUUUAUUGAGUAUCAUAAUUUAGAUUUGAUUUUUAUUGCCAUCUUGAUUAUUUUUAGUUUUAUCUAUUUUGUAUUGCUGAUCGUGAGAAAAUGUUUGAAAAUUAAAAGCAAGAAAGAUUGA
Messenger RNA from Caenorhabditis angaria, 1769 nucleotides. The record is from the annotation of a GenBank genome assembly. Lineage: Eukaryota; Metazoa; Nematoda; Chromadorea; Rhabditida; Rhabditidae.